Molecule: messenger RNA, 1843 nt
Organism: Pocillopora damicornis (cauliflower coral)
Lineage: Eukaryota; Metazoa; Cnidaria; Anthozoa; Scleractinia; Pocilloporidae
Product: heterogeneous nuclear ribonucleoprotein K homolog
Molecular function (GO): RNA binding
Source: RefSeq, a predicted model, not a curated record
UUAGCAAAAUUGUAAACGCGUGCACCAGGUGUUUUGGAAAAAAGAGGUGAAAGGAGAAAUUUGGUCAGAGUGUUAUUUAGAAGAAACAUCUUGUUAUUUAUCAUGGACCAACCUGCAGUUGAUCAAGGAAUGGGAAUGAAGAGACCAGCUGAAGAGGAUUACAAUAGUAAUGUUCAUGCAAAGAGGGUGAAAGAUGAAGAGGGUGGAGUCAGUGGAGAACAGACAACUCUACGCUUUCUACUUGAGAGCAGGGAUGCUGGUGGUAUCAUUGGCAAGGGGGGACAGAAUGUGAAAAGAUUACGUAGUGAGUUCAAAGCAGUGGUCAAUGUCCCGGAUACCAAUACCCCCGAGCGUGUGUUAACCAUUACUGCUGCUUAUGAUGAUGCAAUGGCCAUAUUUUCAGAAUGCUUACCAAAGAUCGGUGGGCGCCAAUCCAGUUCUAAUGGGAAAGAAAUCCAGAUGCUAGUACAACGAAGUCAGGUUGGGAGUGUGAUUGGGCAAAAAGGACAGAAAAUAAAGGAAACUCGGGAGAAAACUGGAGCACAAAUCAAGGUUCAUUCUGAUUGUUUACCAGGAUCAACAGAAAGAAUUGUGUCCAUUCGUGGUUCUGAUGAGGUUAUUGUGAACUGUGUUAAAGAAGUUAUUGAUCAAUUAAACGAAUCUCCCUUGAAGGGGUCAGUGUCCUUGUACGACCCAGCUGGCAUGAAUGACUGGGAUUAUGGUGGUGGUUAUGGACCUGGUGGAGGUGGCCGAGGACGUGGAGGAGGAAGAGGACGGGGUGGUCGAGAUGGAGGAAGGGGAGGAUCUCGUGGAGGCCGUGGGGGAAGAGGUGGUUUUGGUGGUGGUGAUAAUAUGGGAUAUGGAGGAAACUACUCACAAGAUUUUGGUGGUGGAAACAUGGGAGGUGAUAUGGGAGGUCAGUGGAAUCAAGGAGGACCUUCAGCAGGAGGAGAACAAACUCAGACACAAGUUACCAUUCCUAAAGAUGUAAGUAACAUUUAUCAAGGUCUUCAAUAUCAAAAUGGAAAUUUUACUUUCUUACCAAUUUUAAACCAGUUUUUUUUAUGUAUCCAAAUGCAUCAUAUAAACAAAUGUCAAAUAAAUUGUGCUUUACAGUUGGCGGGGUCUAUUAUUGGAAGAGGAGGAGAGAGGAUAAGACAAAUAAGAAAUCGCAGUGGUGCAAACAUAAAGAUCGAUGAUCCUCUUCCGGGUUCAAAUGACAGGAUAAUCACCAUUGGGGGCAACCAAUCCCAGAUUAAUUUUGCUCAGUUUCUUCUUCAACAAAGUGUACGACAGUACUCGGGCAAGAAUUACUAAACUUAUCCUGGACAUGUCUGGUCACAUGAUUUGUCAACACCAUUAGCUUCCUAUGACAAGUUCAUGGACUUUUUCUGAACAAAACUCUUUUUUUUUCUUAAAUCCUUAUUUGAAAAAUUUGCAUUUACUUAUUUGUAAAGAUUGCUAUGCUAGUUUGAAAUAUUUCUCUUAACUUAAUUAAUUCAAUUCUGUUCAGAUUUUCAUUUCAUCUUGGUUUUCCAGUGAAGAGUAAUUUGCAUUGUUUUUAAAAGCACUAUACCCACCUUGCACUGAAGAUUGAACAGUAGUUCACUGAAAACUCAGCUUUAAAAUGCUGGAAAUAAUCUGAUUUUUUUUAGCAUCACUACAGAUCAAGUGUAAUAUAGAAAAGUGAUUGAACAUUUUAUUGGCUAUUAUUAUUUUUUUGUUGUUGUUGUUAUUUGUUUUUGUGACUGAAUGUGUUGGGAAAUGACCUGUACAUCUGGUUCAAUUAUGUUAUAGAUUCUUAAAUUUGUUGUAAACUUAAUAAAGCUGGUCAACUUGAAAA